Cercospora beticola is the source of this 930-nucleotide messenger RNA. Its product is annotated as RING finger protein. Gene Ontology annotation, biological process: protein ubiquitination. Gene Ontology annotation, cellular component: cytoplasm. NCBI's taxonomy places the organism in Eukaryota, Fungi, Ascomycota, Dothideomycetes, Mycosphaerellales, Mycosphaerellaceae. The record is from RefSeq and is a predicted model, not a curated record. Gene Ontology annotation, molecular function: ubiquitin protein ligase activity.
UUGAGAUUGCAUCAACUGAAAACAGUGCCACGACCGAGAUGUAGUAACAACACCCCACCACGUUGCGCGCCCGCAAUUGAAUCUACCAAUACCCACCAUCAUGUCGGGCUACCACGUCGAGCACGGUAUCAAAGAAGAGCAACAGAAACCCGAACCUCGGCGCCGACCAGACCUGAGCACCUUCUUCAGCACACUCGAUGUCGUCGAUACCUCCGGUUCGAGGCAACCUCAAAAUGCCCACGCCCUGCCACAUCCCUCGGACAUCAGCGCCGCCUACCGCACACUCGCCAAUGCCUUCGAGAUGAUGCGUGGUACCGCAAGUGCUCAGGACCCGCACUCUGAUCUCAUGCAGUCGCUCAUCGAGUCGCUCAUGGACACUGCAGAGCAUCCUCCGAGCAAAGUUGAAGGAGUCUCGGAUGAGUUCAUUGCUCAGUUGGAGCGAGUGGAUAAGAAGGAGUUGCAGAAGAAACCUGACGGAACGUGUCCCAUUUGUUCCAACCCGUUUCUUGAGGAUGCGCACCCGCUGGUGGUGAGAUUGCCUUGUCACCAGGAUCAUAUCUUUGAUUUGGAGUGCAUUGAGCCGUGGUUGAAGCUCAAUCCGACUUGUCCGCUCGAUCGCAAGGAUCUGGUUAAGAAGAAGGUGCAGCCGCCGCCGGUGGAGGAUGAAGAGGAGUUUGAUGAUAUGUAUUCAUGACGAGCUGGUGCACGAGAAUCAUUUCAAAGGAUUGCACUUAGCUCCACUGGAAAGGUCGAAAUGGAGGAUGGACUGUGUCUAUACCCGACUGCUCUGUACUUUGAGUUACCUUGAAGUGAAGUCAAGUACCCUUUAUGACACAAGAGUGUCCAAGGAAGUGGCAGACAUAGAAGUGGGAGACCUCGCGGUUGUCUCGCUUCAGCAGAUGCAGUGCCAUGUAUAUGCUGCGGAAGCCA